Molecule: messenger RNA, 2262 nt
Organism: Lingula anatina
Lineage: Eukaryota; Metazoa; Brachiopoda; Lingulata; Lingulida; Lingulidae
Source: RefSeq, a predicted model, not a curated record
GGAGUAAUUAAGUCAUAUGUGCUUGCGUAUUUCGAGAGCUGCUUAAUCGACUGAAACAUAAUAACGUUAUGCCCAGCACGCCAGCAUCAGCUGUUUAAAAUCGCUGGAAGACUCUCAAGGAUCUUGCCGUGAAUUGUAAUUCAUUAGUGGUUGGCCGAACGCAUUCCCAGCGCUGUUCUGUUGUAGGAAGGUUUACUCAAAGCCCGUUGGUUGCGGGCGAAAGUGUGCUCCCCGACAGAAAUAGAUUGACCACAUAAUUACUGUACGAGCGGUGAUUGCCAUUUUAUGAUACGCAGGCACGAAACACCUGCAACAUUUGAAAUUAUCAUGGGUAUUUUUUUCUUCACUUUUUAUGCACGCACAAUUUUUUAAUAGCUACUCAGACACUUUUUCACAUCUGAGAUUAAUUUUUCAGAAAACUAUGACCUGCAAAAUGCUUUACUACCGCUGAUACAAAGAACUUGUGAGAACGAACAAGAUAUUCGAUUUACCCUUCUCAGCUUCGCACCGAAGAAUUUCGCUAAGCCAGCGAGGUUCAGCGCCUUCCGACGCUAAGGUUGUGUUAAACAGAUUUAACCGACGAAAGCGUUGGCUUUUAAAUUUGCUGCCCUGACCCACUGGAGAAAAUCACUAGGAGUGAGGCUUUUCAAGUGGCAAAAAUGGAGUCUCUGUACACUUUACUAUUUCUCAUUGGGACCGUAUGGUUUCCGCAGGCUGAACCACUGCUGCUCGGGUCUAUGACAAUACGGCGGGGUGAGGGAGGGACUUCCUUCCGAAUUGAAUACUCAGCGAUGAAAAAACCCAAUGUGUUGUGGUCAUUGCCGACUGGAAUGCUGCUCACAGAUAGCCGACUCCCCGGUCAAGAGAGAGAAUUCAGCUCCCUUGCAGCGGAUGAGGCGAACUUGACCCACAGUUUCACUAACAAGACCGGACAGGGAGACGUCACACUGCAAUUUUACAACGUGGACGAAUCCCGUAUAGCGGUCAACCACGUGGUCUACAUUUACGAGCUUGGGCGUGGUCUUCACACACACAGGAAGGAAAUAUAUGGAAUCUCCGGAAUGAGGAACUACAAGAUAAGUUUCAAUCUCACCAACGUCAAUCUCAACAACCUCACCGACGCCAUCUUGGUUUUCCCACAAUUCGUCCCUCCUCCAAAGAGUUUCGACCUCAGCGCCCUGGGCGGCAAUAUCAACAUAUCAUGUGGUGUCGAAAUCACACAGAGUGUCGGCAGCGUCCAGGGUGUCUAUUUCAAACGCUACAAAGUCCGCUCUGGCUGGACGAAUUUGAACGAGUUAACCGCCAUGGUCUAUAGAGAGACCCUGUCCAAUGGAAGGUUUGUCAUGUUGGAGUUGAAAAACAUCGAGGACAGGGACACCGGUUAUUACAGUUGUGGGGCAGAUACCAUACAGGCAGUUCAGAAUACCGAGGGAACGAUGGAAUUUAACGUCCUAGUGAAGGCGGAGACUUUGACAAAAAUCCGAUACGUAGGUCCCAAGUUUCUUCCUCCUCGGGGUUAGAUGUCGGAACGAACUUUUGAGGAAUUCAGGGACUUGCUGAGAAUGUUUUGUAUAAAUAUCUUGAGUGAAAGAUACAUGUUGCAAGGGCAAGUAUUUGCAACGACAGUUUCUAGGAAAUACGCACAGUAACUGCAGUUAAAUUUGAAUUUCAAUUUAAACAUUGAUAAAGGCACUGAGAUAGACCAAGCCCUGAACAAGGCUGGUAAACCAGAAACUGCAGAACUGUAGAGCAAUGUAAGUGCUCGGAAUCUCUGUCCAUAUCUUGGUUCAUAUAAGAGACAAGGAAGCAACAAAUGCGGCAGCACUGCAGCAUGUGAGUGACGGCGAGUUUUCCAUACUAACUCAAUUAAUAUCAUGCUCCUCAAAUACUGAAAAUAUCUGUAGCGAGAGCUACAGCGCAAACAGAAACAUUUUCUUUGCAAAGCCAGGAUGAGGUUGAGACUUAAUUGUUGGUAACAGUUAGAGGCGGACACCUUUAAGGCAUUUCUUAGCAACUGUCUCUCCAUACUCUUACAUGUACAAGAAAUUUUUAUAUCAAAUGUAUGUGGUUGUAUACUUGAUAAAAACUUAAACACUCAAGAUUUUAUACAUUAGCGCUUUGUCUUGACAAGAAAUUAACCUCAACUUAGGUAAACACCUCCUUAGACGGGCUACUUCAUAAGGAAUGUAAGGCUGUAUUCCCAGAGCUUUUAGAUCGAUCUAUCCCCGCGGGGAGUCUCACUAGAUUACUGUCAGAUAAUCC